AUGGACAAAUACGUUCAGGUGCGUGUGUUGGGCAAAGGCAGCUUCGGUUCAGCGUGGCUCGUGCAGCGGCGCAGUGACAAGGUACAACUUGUCGCAAAGGAAGUAAGAUUAGCUGGCAUGAAGCCCGCUGAGCGGGAGAGUGCCAAACACGAAAUUGAUGUGUUACGUACACUGAACCACCCUAAUAUUACGCGUUACGUUGAUCAUUAUGAACACCAUGGUUCACUUUUCAUUGUAAUGGAGUAUGCCAAUGGUGGGGAUCUCUACUCAAAGAUUAAAAGUCGUAAAGGUAAUCGAUUUACAGAGACAGAGAUUCUGCAUUACUUCUCUCAACUUUGUCUUGCUUUAUUACAUCUUCAUGAACGUCACAUUCUUCACCGUGAUCUUAAGACUCAAAACGUCUUCUUGACAACAGAUGGUGUGGUGAAAUUAGGUGAUUUUGGAAUUAGUACAAUAUUACGUAAUACCUUUGAGUUGAAGCGAACUGUCUGUGGAACACCGUACUACUUCUCCCCUGAGUUGUGUCUGAACAAACCAUACAAUAAUAAGAGUGAUGUAUGGGCUCUUGGUUGUAUUUUGUACGAAUUAACUACACUUACCCAUGCAUUUGAUGGAAGUAAUAUGAAGGCGCUUGUUCAAAAAAUUCUAAAAGGGGUCUACCCUCCUAUUCAUUCUAGCUACUCAACCAACCUAUCUAAGUUGAUAUCUGCUAUGCUUCAAAUUGAUCCAAAGUUGCGCCCAAAUGUUAGUCAAAUUAUUUCUACUCCAUAUAUUCGUGAAUCUCUCUCAAGUCUACAGAAAGUGGUGGAAGUUGCACACCACGAUUGUCUUCCCUGUAAACCUUCACCCCAAAAGGGGGAGGUUGCACAACCAGCUCAGCAAGACGGCCAGAUGCGUGCAGAGGAACGAAGACGUGAAGAACAGGCGAAAGCUAUGAAAAUGGCCAAAGAGCGACAACAACUACGAUUACAGAUGGAGCAGCGACAACGUGAAAAUGAAGAACGUUUACGGAAUAUACAAGCACAACAACGACAACAGGAGAUUGAACAUAACUUGCGAAAGAAAGAGUUGGAAGCUCGGGCACGAGAGCAACGACGACAUGUUGAGAAACGUGCUAAAGCACAAGCUCUUAUUCAAAAACAAAGGGAAGAAGAAUGGGAACGUAACAUGAGAGAACACGCGGAAUCAAUUAAGCGUAAACAGCGUGAAGAGGAACGUGUUGCGCGUGAGAAAGCGGAGCAAGAGGCACUUCGUGAAAGAUUGUUUAAUAACAAGAAUGAAAAUAAAAAUAGCCCUCCGAACCUUAUUCGGAACCUCAAUCAUAACAAUGAUGAGAGGCCAAAAGAUAAUGCGGCUCCAUCAGCCGCCGAAGCGGCGGAGUUGUACCGUGAGAUGCGGCGACAGGCCGCACUAAAUAAACAACGCUUGUUAGAAGAUAUGAGAGCAGCUCCUGUUUUAGGUCCAAUCGCUGUUGCGGGUGUAGAAAAGCCAUCACCGAUGCCAGCACGUGAUAUUGUGAACCCGAAACCACAACGCUCCAAUUCUUUGGGAAAAAUGACAGCAGAAGAAGCUGAAGAAGCGCGACGACAAGCUUUCUGGCAAAUGAGACGUGAGGCACAAGAGAACAAGCGACGUGCACUUGGAUUAGAUAAUUUACCAGAAGAGGUCCCUUUAAAGGGGCAAGUGUUAGUAGCGCAACCUGGGAAGCCGAAUCAGCAGCCACAACCGGUACAACAACAACAACAACAAGUAGAAGAACAAGUAGAAGAACAAAAGAAAGAAAAACAGCAUGUACAAACACCUCAACCACCACAGAAGGGGGGUGAUUGGACGAAAGAUACUCCCGCUGUUGUACAUGCGAAACGAACAUUAGCAGUAGGAGGCGCACCAGCAGCAUCACCCGUAUCAGGAGAUGAGGUUAAGAACGGGAAAGACGUUCAAGAAGAUGUAUCCGCACCUUCAAACGAUGCCUGUGAGGUACAAAAGCGGGAGGAUGAUUAUAAUGCGCUACAGACGGUUAUCGAUGAUGCACUAAUGCAAGGCGGUAAAGGCGCUGUUGCAGAGGACUUUAGUGAUGAGGCUUUCCCCGAUACAGAUCUUACGAAGUUUAUGUUGGACGGACAAACACUCGUGCUACCAAAUGUUCAGGCAACUGACCCGCUUAUGCAUCGUAUUGAGUCACUUCGCCUCUUUUUGGAAGGGAAAUUAGGCGAACGCUCACUGGUGGGAUGCUACCGCCAGAUGAAUAAUAUCGCCACAGAUGAUGAUGAAGCUAUGUAUCGUGUGGCAAAUAUGUUACCAGAAGAGCAUCAAAAAUAUAUUCCACUGAUCGCACAGUUAAUUGUGUGCGAAGAUGCAUUUAAUCGUCAACUUGUUCAGUAG
Molecule: messenger RNA, 2382 nt
Organism: Trypanosoma theileri
Lineage: Eukaryota; Euglenozoa; Kinetoplastea; Trypanosomatida; Trypanosomatidae
Product: putative NIMA-related kinase
Exons: 1
Coding region: 1-2382 (793 amino acids)
Biological process (GO): protein phosphorylation
Molecular function (GO): protein kinase activity; ATP binding
Source: RefSeq, a predicted model, not a curated record